Molecule: messenger RNA, 525 nt
Organism: Ixodes scapularis (black-legged tick)
Lineage: Eukaryota; Metazoa; Arthropoda; Arachnida; Ixodida; Ixodidae
Exons: 3
Molecular function (GO): zinc ion binding
Source: RefSeq, a predicted model, not a curated record
CUACUGACUAGCAUUCCGGAUUUUGCGAAUGCGACGAAAUAUUCGCGUUGCUAUGAGGAGGCAGACCGUCUACUUCAGGCAGGUCACCUUUUCCUCUGCGGAAAAACGACAUCGUCCGAGGACAAGUUAAGUAUUUUUGCCUUGUGCCUCGCGACGAGCAGCGUGAGGGGAGACCCCCAUGAAAUCAACGUGGAGCUUGUUGCGGGAGGUGACAGCUGCAAGUUCAGAGUCGAGAGGGCAAUCUGCUCGUGCGUGGCAGGCCCGUCGGAAUGCUGCAAGCACACAGUGGCCGCUCUUCUACAUUGCAACAGAAUGGGAAUUCACCGGCUGGAAGAGCUGAGCUCCACAGAUAAGAAGUGUACGUGGAAGAAAACUCCUGGGCAAGCACUUUAUGGAGAGCCUUUACAGCUGAAGGCCUUCUGCCACGUUAAGACUCUGCCAGCUCCCCUGGAACUUGCACCUGAAGAGGAGGCAGACACCCUGAAGCAGCUGAUGGGGGCUUGCUUCAAUUCUGCACAGACUUAA